Messenger RNA from Cydia splendana, 5380 nucleotides. It is a transcript of the gene sll, whose product is annotated as adenosine 3'-phospho 5'-phosphosulfate transporter 1. Gene Ontology annotation, molecular function: 3'-phosphoadenosine 5'-phosphosulfate transmembrane transporter activity. Gene Ontology annotation, cellular component: Golgi membrane; endoplasmic reticulum membrane. NCBI's taxonomy places the organism in Eukaryota, Metazoa, Arthropoda, Insecta, Lepidoptera, Tortricidae. The coding region runs from base 154 to 1446 and encodes 430 amino acids. The transcript has 9 exons. Gene Ontology annotation, biological process: transmembrane transport. The record is from RefSeq and is a predicted model, not a curated record.
UAUGGUCUCUGGCUCCUAGAUGAUAGGUAGGCGAUUUAUUUUAUAGUAAUAAAUUGCCUAUAAAUUACAAAAUUGUCUUAAUUUCGAUUGAUUCGAAAAUGACCAAUUUUUAUUAUAAACAGUAUUCUUUCUUAAUUAUAUUUUAAAGUGAAAAUGGGUUCUAAAAUCAUGAUUGGGUUUUUGGGGCUGUCAACAGUGGUUGUGACUUUCCUAGCAACUCGCCUGUACAGAGACCUGCUUAUAAGCUAUGAGCAGAGCUCUCCUGCUCAUGAAUAUUCUUGGUUCUUUCACUUGUUACUAAACAUGGCUGGGUACUCCACAAUACUGCUGCCAGGUUUCGUCAUCUACAAGUACAUACAGAAAACCAACUACUUCGACAAACUGAGCUCACCAGGCUGUUUGUCACGCAGCCUGUUCGCCAUAUUUGGAGACCCUGGCGAACGCUUGCCCACCACAGAUGCACCAAAAAUAGAAGACAGUCCGCGGCGUGAGGCGGCCGAGCUGGCGCUCUGCUUCAGCGGGCUCAUGACGGCUUACCUUGUGUGGGGGCUGUUGCAGGAGAAAAUAAUGACACAGACCUACACGAUGUCAGACGGCUCGACAGUGAAAUUUAACGACUCCCAGCUGCUAGUGUUUAUCAACCGGCUCCUCGCGUUCUGUAUCGCAGUGGGCCGUCUACUCUGGACUAGGACUCCCCUGUUCCCAGUGCCGUUGUACCAGUUCUCGUACUGUUCGCUCAGCAACAUAGUCAGCGCGUGGUGUCAGUAUGAAGCGCUCAAAUAUGUCAGCUUUCCUAUGCAGGUGCUAUCCAAAUCGUGUAAAGUGAUCCCGGUGAUGCUAAUGGGCAAGGCCGUGUCGGGCAACAAGUACGAGCUGUACGAAUACGUGACGGCCGCCAUGAUCUCGUUGGGCAUGGUGUUGUUCAUGCUUGCCAGCAAGGAUGAAUAUGCAGCGGGCACAUUCUCCCUCGCAUCGGGGGUAACCCUCCUCGCGCUGUACAUGUGCUGCGACAGCUUCACGUCGUCGUGGCAGGCGCGGCUGUUCGCGCGCACCCGCGCCGCGCCGCUGCACAUGGUGGGCGGCGUCAACCUGUUCUCCGCGCUGCUCACCGCCGCCGCGCUGCUGCAGCAGACGCCCGCCACCGCCGCCAACCCGCGCUGGUCGCUGCUGCAGCACCCGCAGUUCGCGACCGACGUGGUCCUGCUGUCGGUGAGCUCGGCGCUGGGGCAGCUGCUCAUCUAUCGCACCAUCGCGCGCUUCGGCGCCGUCGUCUUCACCAUCAUCAUGACACUGCGGCAGGCGGUGUCCAUCCUCCUGUCGUGCCUCGUGUACGGGCACCGGCUGUCGUUCGCGGGCGUGCUGGGCGUGUGCGUGGUGUUCACGGCGAUAUUCCUGCGCGUGUACUGCCGCCAGCGCCUGCGCCGCCGCCGCGGCGCCAGCACCUAGCGCCGCGCCGUCGCCGACGGGGCGAGGAACGUGCGGCGAGAGAGUCAAGUGUAGAAUAAUGGCUGAUUUAGACGGCGCGCGAACUCGCAUGCGAUUUUAGUUACAUUGCGGACUGUUGGUUACGUCCAAUUCAACCGACCGAUCAAAACCCGCAUGAAACUCGCAUCGUCUAAAUGAGCCCUAAAGGAUAGGCUUUUGUUGCCUGACUCGGCAAUCUGUUCCUAGCUAGCGUAUUUUAGGAUUUGGCGCCCAGGCCUCAUCUGUUGGUCGCUCCGUAGCCGCCCGAAACAGACCGCGAAGUUCUGCUUGCGUCGCCCCAAGCUCUUUUGGCUAUAGGGUAAAUAUGCCCCUGUACUACCUAGUACCGUAAAACGGGGUGAAAAGACACGAUUUUCAACUUCAAGGACGAUUUUCGCCAAUAAUCCAAAUGAUAAAAGUAAACAUUUUGAUAUCAUUUUUUGAGUCUUGGUUAGUUCUUCAAUUUUUCAUUUAUAAAAUAAAAUUUUACCUACCCAAUUCAGAGAAAAUCAGAGAAAACUACCUGUUUUCUCCAUAUCCUUAAAACGGGGUCGAUAGACACACGAAAGGGGUGAAUAGAAAUAUAAAGUUUUAGCCGUCAUAGGCAUUGAAUUCGGUCAUUAUUAUGUUGAUACUCUAUUGGCAAAUGGUAUAUAUAUCUGUUAAACAGCUAUUUCACACAAAAUUAUUUUUUCGUGUCUUUUAACCCCCAAGGCGUGUCUUUACACCCCUUUGUUGUAUCUAACCACCCCCUAUGGCGUAACUAUUCACCCCAUAUGCGUGUCCAUUGACCCCUUUAUCACGUAAAAUUGCAUGUUAUUAGUUUUUUGCAAAAUAAAUGCUUCUUUAUAGAGAAAAAUUGUGAUAUUAUUUAUGAUUUAGGUACUAGAGAUACUAUAUUACCAGGUUAGCUAACUUUUAUUUAGUUAAUGUCAAAACAUUUACCGCUAGAACAAAGUUCAGACAGGCUUCAUCUCUUACCUCGGCGAGACCUUACUUUAGAGUCAAAAAAAUCAGACUUUUAGGCACUUUGAUUAAGUUCUUUUGGUAUCAAUGUAGAGAAUAAAUAGUCUACUAUAUACGCAAUCCAAAAAAUCUGAUUUUAGAGAUGUACGUUUUUAAAUAUAACAACUUGAAAGAAAAAGUUCAAAAUUUCUCUAUUCACCCCGCGAUUUCUGUUGACCCCGUUUUACGGUACACGGUUAACCCUUGAGCGCCACGACUGUUAUAUAUAACGGGCCAUCAUAAAUAUCAUUGAAAUACAUUAGGUUAACAUUAAACUGUAAUCAUGCGUCUGUGGUCGUCUAUGGCGUCAAAGCGCCUAUAUUAUCUGGAUCCGGAUCUGGUGUGUUCUUUACUAGUUAGAUCCGGAUUGGAAAUCUGCCCUCUACUUAUCGAUUUAUUGAUAUAUGUAAGCGUAAAUAUAUUGGCAGCGUUAAGAACGAACGCAGUAUGUAGUGUAGAGUACGUUGCAUAAAACUGUUCUUCUCUAAUCUGAAAGAUGCUCGAAUUCUUAUUUAUAUAAGCGAUAUAAUGUAUGUUGAUGUUGACUUAAAUACGGAAGUUGAGGGCCUGAAUUACAUUUAUAUGAUUAAUUUUCGAUAUACUGGUCCGAUUGCAUUGAUAUUUUAAGUAUACGCUCUGAUAAAACGGUUGUCUGACGUACGUUUCGGAGCGCACUUUCAAUGUGACUAUACAUUAUAAAUGGCAGAAGCGAUUCAGUCCGUCCGGAGCCGACCGGCUUGUAGCCGUACAAAUGUGAAAUGCGCUCCGACUCCGCCUGUACGAUGGGAAUAAGAAAAAAAUGUUUAUUCGAUUUUACUUACAACGGUAUGCAGGCGUGUUCGGUGUGUGGUGUGUGUAUGUGUGUGGCUUUCGACGCAGUAUUCGUCGUCGCAACAGUCUGUAGUGGUUGUGAGACCUGUGAGUAUGGUAUCUAAAGUCUGACAAGAUUAUGUUUGGCCCUGAGAUAGUAAGUAAGUAAAUAUAAGUAAACACUUUAUUGCACGAAAUAGAGGAAUAAAGGUACAUCAGAUAGAACAUAAAUGUAGUACAAGGGCGAACGUAUCCCUAAGAGGGAUCUCUUCCAGUUAACCUAUAGCUACCUAAGGAGUAAUUAAAAGCUAUACCUAGUAGUGUCGCAACAAACGGCUUACAUAUGUUAAUAAUGUGGGUAAGUUUUAUGUAGGUAUGUAUAGUCAACGACCAAUUUCAAAACAUUGUUUGUUGCCAGUACAAUAAGCUAGUACAGUCACUUGCAAUAAUACGUUACCCUUCGAAGGCCGCAAAAAUAUGUGACACGCCCUUAUGGCUCUACAAAUAAGAUCGUGUCAGAUAUUUGUGCGGCCUUCGUUGUGUAACAUAUUAUUGCAGGUGACUGUACCACUGAAAAUCCGCAACAUGGCGAAGGCCAAAUAGGAUCUUGUCAGGCAACACGAGAGGAAGCAAAGGUUGAGGUGUAGGAUGUUAUAUUAUUGUAUAUUAUAGUACACGUUAAGCGCAAUAAAGGGUAUGUUUUCGUGGUAUUAAUUUUCCCUGGAGAAUUAUAUUUUCUACAAAAUUUUGAAACUGUUAUUGUUUUCGGUUACCGCGAUAGUUACUCGUGAAAUAAAACUAUGGGGACUGAUUAUAUCGCGUAUAAUGAAUUUAUAAUACAUCCCGAAGUUUCGAACCCUUUACAGCGUUCGUGGUCAACGAGUGACUGAGGAAAAAUAAAUCUCUAUGAAAAUCACAAUGUAUAAAACUAUCCACACACAAAAUAAGGAAUUAAAGGCUAUAAAUUGGCUGAUUAAUUGAUUAUACAUAUUAUAAAUUACAACUAUUUUCAAGUGAAGAGAAAGCUACGCCGUUUCUAACCCUACACCUCUGAUUCGAGAAGAUUUAAAUCCCUCCUAAAUUGUAGGAGGGUAUCCCAAUAUGGGACCGGCUAGAAACUCGGCGGGACACAUGGUGGUAGAGAAAAGCCAUUCCCCUACAUUAAAGUUUGGAUGUUCAUUAUACGCGUCCAUAGUUUAAUUUCAUUAGAAACUGUUGUUUAGUUAAAGUUUUAUUACUGCCACAAAUAAUUUCAUUUGAUUCAAUCAAUGUAGGUAUAUCGAAAAUAGGAUCUUUCCCGUUAGGAGUUUAUACCUACAUGGUUUUUACCUGUAGAGUGUUUGGAAGUCGAUUGGACAGAUGGACUACCACCCUUAAGGACUCAUUUAGACGGUCCGAGAACUCGCAUGCGAGUUUCAUUACAUUGCGUUAUUUGAUCGGUCGGCUGAGUUUUUGUAACCUCAAUGGUCCGCAAUGUAACUAAAAUCGCAUACGAAUUCGCGCGCCGUAACGCCGCCGUGCGACUACUCGUAUGCGAGUUUCAUUACAUUGCGGUGUUUGGUUGGUCUGCUGAAUGGAUGUAACCACAAUAGUCUGCAAUGUAACUAAAAUCGCAUACAAGUUUGCGCGCUGUCUAAAUGAGCCCUUAAACACACGGCAGUGUAUCCGGCUAAAUUCAAGAAAAAAAGUCUUGCGGCACCGCAGUGUGUGUAAACUCAGGGGAUAAGUAAAGCGGGUUAUGCUGGACAUUGACUAUAAUACUUUUCUGCAGCAUUUUGUACAGUCAUGGACAAAUUUAGAGGAACGCAAAAUAAAGGUUUAAUUACUAAUUUUGAAAUUACUUUUUUGGCAAGUACUUAAACCUUUGUUUGCGUUUGCUCUAAAUUUGUCCAUGAAUAUAUGGGAUAGAUAAUCAGUAAUUCAAUCCCUGUAAGUUCCAAUUGUAUUGUUAUGUCAGGCGUAAAUGAUUUUCCUAAUCGCGCGGUUAUUUUAUGCGAUAAACGCAACGUUGAACGCAUGCGUCAACGGAAUAUAGGAAGAUGCGUUUACCGCGUAAAACUAUGUAGUGUCAUUAGAUUAUGUGAUGUAAAAUGGGUAUGCG